This is a messenger RNA of Nothoprocta perdicaria, 3357 nucleotides long. RefSeq names its product ubiquitin associated protein 2 like (gene UBAP2L). Lineage: Eukaryota; Metazoa; Chordata; Aves; Tinamiformes; Tinamidae. The coding region runs from base 45 to 3314 and encodes 1089 amino acids. Gene Ontology annotation, molecular function: protein binding. The record is from RefSeq and is a predicted model, not a curated record. Gene Ontology annotation, cellular component: cytoplasm; nucleus. The transcript is spliced from 26 exons.
GCAGCGUCCUGCCUUGUAAAUACUGUUAUUUGUAUAUACUGUAAAUGAUGACGUCGGUGGGCACGACCCGCGCCCGCGGGAGCUGGGAGCAGACGCAGACACAGAGCCAGACGCAGCACAAGCAGCGGCCGCAGGCCACCGCCGAACAGAUUCGACUUGCACAGAUGAUUUCGGACCACAACGACGCUGACUUUGAGGAGAAGGUGAAACAACUGAUCGACAUCACAGGCAAGAACCAAGACGAGUGUGUGAUUGCUCUGCACGAUUGCAACGGGGAUGUCAACAGAGCCAUCAACGUGCUGCUGGAGGGCAAUCCGGACACGCAUUCCUGGGAAAUGGUCGGGAAGAAGAAGGGUGUCUCGGGACAGAAGGACAGUGGACAGACAGAAGCCAGCGAAGAAAGCAAAGAAAACCGGGAGAGGGAGCGGGAUUUCAGCAGACGACGUGGCGGGCCGCCGAGGCGGGGGCGAGGUGCCAGCCGUGGAAGAGAGUUUCGGGGCCAGGAGAACGGGCUGGAUGGGGCGAAGACUGGAGGAUCUUCUGGAAGAGGCACAGAAAGAGGAAGACGGGGUCGUGGCCGAGGCCGAGGUGGCUCUGGAAGGCGGGGAGGAAGAUUUUCUGCCCAAGGCAUGGGAACCUUCAACCCGGCCGACUACGCUGAGCCAGCCAGCACGGAGGAGAGCUACGGGAACAGCAACAGCAACACGUGGAACAACACUGGCAGCUUUGAGCCGGACGACGGCACGAGUGCGUGGAGGGCAGCGACGGAAGAAUGGGGCACGGAGGACUGGAAUGAAGAUCUUUCGGAGACAAAGAUCUUCACGGCCUCCAAUGUGUCUUCAGUGCCUCUGCCUACAGAGAAUGUGACAAUCACGGCAGGACAAAGGAUUGAUCUUGCAGUGCUGCUGGGAAAGACGCCCUCUUCCCUGGAGAGCGAGGCAACGAACCUGGAGGCUUCCCAGGCUCCCUCCCUGGCGCAGCCGCUGGUGUUCAGCAAUUCCAAGCAGAGCGCUCUAUCCCAGCCGGCCGCCGGGAACACCUUCUCUCACCACAGCAUGGUGAGCAUGUUGGGGAAAGGCUUCGGYGACGUCGGCGAGGCCAAGGGCAGCAGCAGCACCACGGGCUCGCAGUUCCUGGAGCAGUUCAAGACGGCGCAGGCGCUGGCGCAGCUGGCGGCUCAGCACAGCCAGCCCGCGGGGAGCAGCCCUGCGUCCUCCUGGGACCUGGCGUCCGCGGCGCAGCCCUCGGCGCUCGUGCAGUACGAUCUCAAGAACCCGACAGACUCUUCCGUGCACAGUCCCUUCGCCAAGCGGCCGGCCUUCACGUCAGCCUCCACCAUGAUAGAGGUGUUUAUGCAGGAGAAGCAGCCCGUGGUGACGGCGUCGGCGACGGUGCCGGCCCCCCCUUCCUCGCCGCUGCCCAGCAAAGCCAACGCCGCUCCCCAGAUGUCCCCAGGCUCCUCGGACAACCAGUCGUCCAGUCCCCAGCCAGCACAGCAGAAGCUGAAGCAGCAAAAGAAGAAAGCGUCGCUGACAUCAAAGAUUCCUGCUCUUGCAGUGGAAAUGCCCGGCUCGGCAGAUAUCUCAGGGCUAAACCUGCAGUUCGGGGCGUUACAGUUUGGCUCGGAGCCUGUUCUCUCGGAGUACGACGCGCCGCCCACGACGAGCGCCGCCGUCAGUCAGUCCCAAAGCAGCCUGUACACCAGCACUGCGAGCGAAUCUUCGUCUACAAUUUCAUCCAAUCAAAGCCAGGAGUCUGGUUACCAGAGCGGCACGAUACAGACAGCAACGUUUACCUCCCAGAACAGCGCUCAGGGACCACUGUACGAACAGAGAGCCACACAAACCAGGCGGUAUCCAAAUUCCAUCUCUUCCUCCCCCCAGAAAGAUCUGACCCAGGCCAAGAAUGGUUUCAGUUCCGUACAAUCCACGCCAUUGCAAAACACGCAGGCCGUUGAAGGUGCUCCAGGCCCCGCGGUGAAGUCGGAAUCGCCGUCUGCUGGCAGCAUGGCGCCUCUCGGCGACGGCGUGUCGGCCUCCUCGCUGCUGAGCACGGCCGGCCAGCACUCGGCAGCGCUGGGCGGCCUGAGCCACGGYGAGGAGCUGCCCAGCAGCUCCGCGGCGCCGCUCAGCAGUACACUACCCACCCAACAGAACAGCCUGUCCUCAUCUACAUCCUCCGGGCGAACAUCGACUUCAACUCUUCUGCACACGAGUGUGGAGAGCGACGCGAGCCUCCAUUCCUCUGCUAGCACUUUCUCCACCUCCUCGAGCUCGGUGUCGGCGGCGCCGCCGGCCGUCAGCGUCUCCUCCAGCCUCAGCAGCGUCAGCAGCCUGGGCCUCAGCCUCAGCAGCAACUCCACGGUGACGGCCUCAACGCGCAGCUCCGUCGCGACGACAUCAGGAAAAGCCCCUCCCAAUCUCCCCCCUGGAGUCCCACCGUUGUUGCCUAAUCCCUACAUCAUGGCUCCAGGGUUGCUCCAUGCCUAUCCGCCACAGGUGUAUGGAUACGAUGACUUGCAAAUGCUCCAGACGAGAUUCCCAUUGGAUUACUACAGCAUCCCAUUCCCUACACCCACCACCCCGCUGACUGGAAGAGACGGCAGCCUGAGCAGCAAUCCAUACUCUGGUGACCUGACGAAGUUCGGCCGGGGCGAUGCGUCGUCGCCCGCGCCCGCCACCACGCUGGCRCAGCCGCAGCAGAGCCAGACGCAGAGCCACCACACGACGCAGCAGACCUUCCUGAACCCGGCGCUGCCGCCCGGCUACAGCUACACCAGCCUGCCCUACUACACAGGGGUCCCGGGGCUGCCCAGCACCUUCCAGUACGGGCCCGCCGUGUUCCCUGUUGCUCCUACCUCUUCCAAGCAGCACGGUGUGAAUGUCAGCGUCAACGCGUCGGCAACCGCUUUCCAGCAGCCCAGCGGCUACGGCUCGCACGGCUACAGCACCGGUGUAUCCGUGACAUCCAGUAACACGGGGGUGCCGGACAUCUCGGGCUCCGUCUACUCCAAAACUCAGCAGUCCUUCGAGAAGCAGGGCUUUCACACUGGAACGCCGGCGGCCUCCUUCAACCUGCCCUCGGCGCUGGGCAGCGGGGGCCCCCUGAACCCCGCCACGGCCGCCGCCUACCCCCCCACGCCCUUCAUGCACAUCCUGACGCCGCAUCAGCAGCCCCACUCGCAGAUCCUCCACCACCACCUGCAGCAGGAYGGGCAGAGCGGCUCCGGCCAGCGCAGCCAAGGCAGCUCCAUCCCCCAGAAAUCCCAGGCCAACAAGUCCGCCUACAACAGCUACAGCUGGGGCGCCAACUGAGCGCCCCCCGCGCGCCCUCCCCGCUCGCUUCCGGACGAGAGGA